Molecule: messenger RNA, 601 nt
Organism: Suillus plorans
Lineage: Eukaryota; Fungi; Basidiomycota; Agaricomycetes; Boletales; Suillaceae
Exons: 6
Coding region: 47-430 (127 amino acids)
Biological process (GO): spliceosomal snRNP assembly; RNA processing
Cellular component (GO): U4 snRNP; U2 snRNP; catalytic step 2 spliceosome
Molecular function (GO): RNA binding
Source: RefSeq, a predicted model, not a curated record
UAACACAUCAAAGAAUUCAAACUCUUACACUGACAACCACUCAGAAAUGGCAAACACGGGGCUUGGUGUGCCAGUCAAGCUACUCCACGAGUCCUUAGGACACAUUGUUACCGUGGAACUCAAGACGGGCCAACUUUAUCGUGGAAAACUCGCCGAGGCCGAAGAUAACUUGAACAUCUCACUCAGAGAUAUAACAGUAACAGGACGAGAUGGCCGUGUAUCACAACUAGAUCAGGUGUAUAUCAGGGGAAGUAUGGUCAGAUUCUUCAUUGUGCCAGAUAUGCUGCAGAAUGCCCCCAUGUUUAAGAGAGUUGGUCCCAAUGCCAUGCGCGGAAGAGGUAUCGGUACUGCGCGUGGUCGCGCUACUAUUAUGAGAGCGAACGCUCGUCGGGGACGUGGUGUCCCUGCCCCAAGAGGCAUCAGGAGGUGAUCUGAUGACGCUCCUGCGGUAAAAAUGUCCCUUCGCGCAACUUAUUUUUGUUGCAAGCUAGGGGCUUGUACUAAUGUAUCUUGAAAUCCGCAUUCAUGUGGAAGAGCUUUGUUACGUUGACGCUUAAGGGUUUAUUGAGCAUGGAAGCGAGCUUACAGAUGAAGAAAUUUC